AUGUGUUUAUAUCUAUCUAUCUAUCACAGUGCUCAUAUCUAUCUAUCUAUCUGUCUAUCUCUCUCUCUCUCUCACUCUCUUGUUCAUAUCUAUCUAUCUAUCUAUCUAUCUAUCUCAUCUUGUUGUUCGCAUCUAUCUAUCUAUCUAUCUAUCUUAGUGUUCAUAUCUAUCUAUCUCGGUUUUCUGAUCUGUUCAUAUCUAUCUAUCUAUCUAUCCUAUCUCUCUCUCUCUCUCUCUCUCUCUAUAUAUAUAUAUAUAUAUAUAUAUAUAUAUUCAUAUCCCCCCAUCAUAUCUACUAUCUAUCUCUAUCUAUCUAUCUCAGCUUGUUCGCAUCUAUUCAUCUAUCUAUCUAUCUAUCUUCAUUCAGUGUUCAUAUCUAUCUAUCUAUCUCUCUCUCUCUCUCUCACUCUCUCUUGUUCGCAUCUAUCUAUCUAUCUAUCUAUCUUAGUGUUCAUAUCUAUCUAUCUCGGUUUUCUGAUCGUUUUGUAUGUGUGUAUAUCUAUUGAUCUAUCGAUCUAUGUGUUUAUAUCUAUCUAUCUAUCACAGUGCUCAUAUCUAUCUAUCUAUCUAUCUCUCUUGUUCAUAUCUAUCUAUCUAUUUAUCUAUCUAUCUAUCUGA
Acanthosepion pharaonis is the source of this 618-nucleotide messenger RNA. Lineage: Eukaryota; Metazoa; Mollusca; Cephalopoda; Sepiida; Sepiidae. The record is from the annotation of a GenBank genome assembly.